Sorex fumeus (smoky shrew) is the source of this 2234-nucleotide messenger RNA. RefSeq names its product RFT1 homolog (gene RFT1). The transcript is spliced from 13 exons. The record is from RefSeq and is a predicted model, not a curated record. Gene Ontology annotation, biological process: glycolipid translocation; dolichol-linked oligosaccharide biosynthetic process. Lineage: Eukaryota; Metazoa; Chordata; Mammalia; Eulipotyphla; Soricidae. Bases 52 to 1674 code for a protein of 540 amino acids. Gene Ontology annotation, cellular component: endoplasmic reticulum membrane.
GCCCCGGCGCGCGGCCGUGCUUCCCGGUGACGGAGCGCAGGCGCCGAGACGAUGCGGGGCCAGGAGGUGCUGGGCCAGGCGGCCCGGCUGGCCUCCUCGGGGCUGCUCCUGCAGGUAUUGUUUCGAUUGAUUACCUUUGUCUUGAAUGCAUUUAUACUUCGCUUCCUGUCCAAGGAAAUUGUUGGCAUAGUGAACGUGAGGCUGACGCUGCUUUACUCAACCACCGUCUUCCUGGCCCGAGAGGCCUUCCGGAGAGCGUGUCUGAGUGGGGGCGCCCAGCGAGACUGGAGGCGGACCCUCAACCUCCUUUGGUUGACAGUCCCCCUGGGUGUGUUUUGGUCCUUGUUCCUGGGCUGGGUCUGGCUACAUUUGCUUGAAGUACCUGACCCGAAUACUGUACCCCACUAUGGAACUGGAGUGGUGGUCUUUGGUCUUUCAGCAGUGGUGGAACUUCUGGGAGAGCCCCUCUGGGUCUUGGCCCAAGCACAUAUGUUUGUCAAGCUCAAGGUGAUUGCCGAGAGUCUGUCCGUCAUCCUCAGGAGUGUCCUGACUGCUCUUCUCGUGCUCUGGCUGCCCCACUGGGGACUGUACAUUUUCUCUCUGGCCCAGCUUUUCUACACUGCGGUUCUGGUGCUAUGCUACGUUCUGUAUUUCACCAAGUUACUGGGUUCCCCAGAACCCAGCAGACACACUCUUCCAGUCUCCACCAUGACAGCCCUGUUACCCAGCAUUACGAGAAGUGGAGCGUUUAUAAACUGGACAGAGGCUAAAUUGACGUGGAGUUUUUUCAAACAAUCUUUCCUGAAACAGAUUUUGACCGAAGGUGAGCGAUAUGUGAUGACAUUUUUGAAUGUGUUAAAUUUUGGCGACCAGGGUGUAUAUGACAUAGUGAAUAAUCUUGGUUCCCUGAUGCCCAGGAUAGUUUUCCAGCCGAUAGAAGAAAGUUUUUAUAUAUUCUUUGCCAAGGUGCUGGAGAGAGAAAAGGAGGCCACGCAACAGAAGCAGGAGGACGUUGCUGUGGCUGCCGUGGUUUUAGAGUCCCUGCUCAAACUGGCCCUACUGACUGGCCUGACCAUCACUGUUUUCGGCUUUGCCUAUUCUCAGCUGGCUCUGGAUAUCUACGGAGGGACCAUGCUUAGCUCAGGAUCAGGUCCUGUUUUGCUGCGUACCUACAGUCUCUAUGUCCUACUGCUUGCCAUCAAUGGAGUGACCGAGUGCUUUACAUUUGCUGCCAUGAGCAAAGAGGAGGUUGACAGGUACAACGGCACCAUGCUGGCCCUGUCCUGUUCAUUCCUGGUGGCGGCCUACUUCCUGACCCACUGGUUUGGCAGCGUGGGCUUUAUCUUGGCCAACUGCUUUAACAUGGGCAUUCGGAUCACACAGAGCCUCAGCUUUAUCUACCGUUACUUCCGCAAGAGCUCCCAUAGGCCUCUGACCAGCCUGAGCCUGUCGCCAGCCCUGCUCGGGGUCUUCGUCCUCAGUGGCGGGAUCACCCGAGUUUCAGAGGUGUACCUCUGCUGUGAGCACGGCUGGCUGGCCCGGCUGGCACAUAUCGCCGUGGGGACUUUGUGUUUGGCAGCUACUCUGGGGACAAUCUUCCUCACGGAGACCAAGCUGAUUCACUUUCUUAGGACUCAGUUAGGGGCAUCCAGACUCUCCAGUAAGUGGACGUGACUUCCUGUAGCACCAGACCAACUGCAGGCAGUUGGUGGGUGGACCGUGCUUCCCGUGAGAAGACUGCUGGGGGUCUACAGCGGCAUGAGACCAAGUGAGGGCGGGCCGGGGGAAGGGGCGAGCACUGUCGUCCAUGAGAAGUGUCUGACAGGGAGGACUUGCAUUUUAAGGAAAUACCAAGAAUAGACACAACUGGUUGUGUUGGGUUGUGUUGUUGUUUUCACCAUUUUGUCCUAUGAGCUUUCUGUUCAUUCCUUGUGGAUAUGACUGCUGUCAGAAUCUACAGAUGCCAGCAAAACUAGGUUCAUAUUCAUCUGGCUCAAAAUAAGAGGUGGAGCAUUUCUGUCUCAGAACAGUUUGUUGAUUCUGUUGAGGAUGGAGGCCUGAUGUUAGUUGGGCAGCAAACAAGAACAAAUGGAGUUGUGGUUUCCCCCCUGUCAACACUGUGGUCUGGGUUUUUAGGAAAGGAAAAAUGUUGCUCAAUGAGAAAUCUGAGAAAUGCCAACGGGAAGUCUGUCAGAUUACAUUCCCCAGAUCUGGGGGCUGGUCGGGCCUCAUCU